AUGAAAUUGGCUGGUAUUUACAGGGAGGGCGACGGAAGGACUGAUGACGAAGUUUCCUUGUAUGAGGAGAGCACAUGGUUGGAGGCUUGUUCAAGAAUUUUGUUACACCGUCCCAGGCGUGGUGUAAUCAAUGCAGCCGAACUCACGGCCCUACGGGAGAUCGUCGAGCAUCUAGAAGACGUUGAUCCGGAGAACAAAUUUGCCCCCAUGUCAAAUCUUAUCUGUCAAAAGAGUGUGGGUCGGACGAUGUCAGAAUUGUUGAAGAUGUUGGAGGACGCGGAUGGCUGUGAUGAUGAGUCAGGUUAUGAGCCUUUGGAAGUUGUUGAUUACAGACCCCUGACCUCUGUCGAGUGCACGAGUCUUCGGGGUACUGUCUCCAGAGAAUGGUUAUCGGUUCUGCCAGAAUCAUCCCACGAGGAUGUGGAAGCCGGCCUGGGUUGGGGUGCGACGCGAUGUCACCUGACCCGGUGUCGCCUAGCACUCGCUGCGGGUACCCUUCUAACAGUCGGGCUAGGGUUGGCAUGCUUGAUGUUGAGGGGGAUUGGUCACUCAAAGGUUCUGGAAGUGAGAGAUUCUCCCCGGACUUCUCCCCGGACUCAGCCCCCCACGACCACUGAGAGACCGGGUCCUUUCAAGGUCAAGAUGAGCAGACGGGCGCUGGCUUGGACAAUGAACAGUAAUGAGACCGAAUGCCGUGAAGCGUUCAAUUCAGUUAGUUACAGGGACGGCAGUUGGCCGGUUUUGACGUUAGAAGUGGGGUCGUAUCCGUGUGGUGGUGGCAGUGGACAAUUGUUGUGUGCCGCUGGUGACGCUUUAACUGACGACAUUGGCGGCACCUGCCACCACUUCGGGGGUCCAGCGUAUGAUGUUUUUGAGGUGAAGGAUGCGAUUAGACGUAUUUUACAUACGAACGAAAACUGCGUUGUACGUUGCGACGAUGAAGAAGCAAAGGUACGUAAUAUGUGGCAAGAAGUACAGAAGCUGGCAAAGAUUCCUAUCUACCCGAACUCAGGCUUCCUUUAUUUUACGCAAACGCCAGCGGUUCCCAAUAUGGCAGAUUUCCAGAUGAUGCUGCAGCCUCGCUAUCCCGUCGAAAAGAGUUGUUCAGGGUCGUGUGUUGACUGUAAUAAUAUGUUCACCGGUCCUGAAGAAAACCGUGUUCCCUCAUGUUAUUGUAAUUUAGUAAAUAUUACAUGUCUUGUACGUCCUGAGACUGAACAGGUGGCCCAAUGGAUCGACCAUAUCGGGUUAUACACAACCUUACAACAGGCGUUUGAAGGAAUGUCUCCUUUCAAUACCGAGGACGAGAUCUUUGAUGUUCGGGAAUGCGUAUAUAAAUGUCAUCAUCCGGUACCGGAGCUCCGUAAUAAAGAUUAUAUUUUGGAGAGGGAGCUCGCAGGUCCUGACGAUCCCCUCAUUUGGAGACUGUCUAGACUCGAGUUGAGAAAGCUUCAGCUCUUUUUGGAACAGUGCCACAACCAUUCUGGCACCCUACAAAGUGGAUGGAUAUCUUUGCAAUGGAAGAUGCGGUACGACAUCAUCUCCACGGAAUUGAUGGGUGUAAAGUGCGAUCCAAAGAGAACAGUAGCUCUUGAUUUGUCAAGGCAAGCUAAAACUCGUUUGUGGAAAGAAUCUGAUAUAGAACAGAAAAAUGAAUUAGCAAGAAUGGAUUUCCUAAAUGCUCUGAUGACUGAGUACCCUGCUGAUAAAGAAUGUUCAUCGAUCUGUUAUCCUGACCAAGGCAAUUGUAAUAUUCCCAACUGUCUCUGUCGCGUCGCUCAUGCCGAAUGCGCCAUCCGUGUUGAAGGCGACAAAAUUGAGCAUUUAAUAGAAUCCUACGGAUUUGAUGCAAGGCUACCUGACGUCUUCGGUGUCUUGUCUGUCCCAGGUGCUAAUGCCAAAGAGGGACACAACAAAACCAAACACAUUCAGACCAAGAUGUGCUACGCUGGAUGCCACGGAAUUGUGUCGCCAAAACCGGUUUCCGAACUACCAUCCUCGACCACAGAAGAGCAACACCCAUGA
Gregarina niphandrodes is the source of this 2025-nucleotide messenger RNA. Its product is annotated as putative transmembrane protein. NCBI's taxonomy places the organism in Eukaryota, Apicomplexa, Conoidasida, Eugregarinorida, Gregarinidae. The transcript is spliced from 2 exons. The record is from RefSeq and is a predicted model, not a curated record. The coding region runs from base 1 to 2025 and encodes 674 amino acids.